GCUCCAGCGUUGCAGCUUUCUCAAAGUGACAGGAGCAGCAGCUCAUCUUCCUGCCUCAGCAAUGGCAGAAGCUGUUAUAAGACACUGGGUGGAAACCCCAAUACGCUAUCAGGAGCAAUUUACUGUCCAAGAGCUGGAAGCACACAGACUGGACCACUCUUUAUAUGCUUUGCCGGGCCCUUCUGUACCUACACUGAGCAAGAGAAAGUGUGUUGUAGAAAGCACAGCUGGGACUGUGAAGAGUGGCAAGGAUGAGGGAAGCACACACUUUCAGGUCUUGCUGGAUGUUGUGCAGUUCCGCCCUGAAGAUAUCAUUAUUCAGACUUUCGAAGGCUGGCUCCUCAUCAAAGCUCAGCACGGACCCAGGAUGGAUGAACAUGGUUUUGUAUCCAGAAGCUUUACCAGACAAUAUAAAUUACCCAAUGGAGUGGAAAACAAAGAUUUGUCUGCACUUUUCUGCCAUGAUGGCAUUUUGGUUGUUGAAAUGAAGAACCCAAUGGGAAAGAAUUAG
Molecule: messenger RNA, 511 nt
Organism: Colius striatus (speckled mousebird)
Lineage: Eukaryota; Metazoa; Chordata; Aves; Coliiformes; Coliidae
Gene: HSPB3
Product: heat shock protein family B (small) member 3
Exons: 1
Coding region: 62-511 (149 amino acids)
Cellular component (GO): nuclear speck; cytoplasm
Source: RefSeq, a predicted model, not a curated record